Gigantopelta aegis is the source of this 1965-nucleotide messenger RNA. RefSeq names its product NF-kappa-B inhibitor alpha-like. Gene Ontology annotation, molecular function: protein binding. The record is from RefSeq and is a predicted model, not a curated record. The coding region runs from base 452 to 1186 and encodes 244 amino acids. NCBI's taxonomy places the organism in Eukaryota, Metazoa, Mollusca, Gastropoda, Neomphalida, Peltospiridae. The transcript has a single exon.
UUAAAAGUUAUGAAAUGUCGAAAUUAACAACAUGCAUGUUUCUAUCGGUUGUUAGGUUUCGGUCUACUUGUAGACCUAUCUAAAGCAAACAAUAUUUUGAAUAGAUGCCAAGUGACGUCAGAGCUACCCUUUGAUAAAGUCAACAGUGACUAGUUAUCAAUACUGGAACAACGUAAAUCGAUCAGUGACGCAUGUGUGUACACAAGUUAUGUAAAUGAAUCUUGGGUAGUUCACAUGACUCUUUUUAUAGUAGAACCAUCUAGGUUGGGAUUCACUACUCAUUCAUGCUGUUUAUUCCAUUCACAUGGUAUAUAAAAUCACAACUUAGCAAGGAUCACCAAUUAAUGAACACAUCGCAUAGCACUGUGACAGAGAAACACGUUCUGUAGCUUAUACCUACCUGUUCGAUACAAUACGUAAUUUGGUUUGUUUUUGCUGUUUUUGCUGAGUCAUGGAGGUUAUAACUAACUGUAUGGAUUAUCUAUACAUUACUGCGUGUCAAAGAGAUCAGAACAUGUUUGAAGCUGAUGAAGACGGCGACACGAUAUUGCACGUCGCUGUGAUACAGGAGGAUGUGAAACUGUGCGAGUGGUUGACUAGGUUGACGUGUGGUUCACGCUGGUUAAAUCUGGCGAACCAAGCUGCUCAGACACCCCUGCACCUGGCGGUCAUAACCAGACAGGCAGACAUUGUGAAAGUUCUAACCAAUGCGGGUGCGAGCCGUGAUGUCAGGGACUCAAACGGAAACACACCUCUUCAUAUAGCCUGUCGGGACAGUUUCCACGAAAUCGUUGACACGCUGUUGUUAAAAAAAGACACAUAUACAGAAAAAGGAAAUAAUAUCCAGAACUUGGAAAUACGAAAUUACAACGGACACACGUGUUUACAUAUGGCAGCACAAUCAUCCGACCUUUACACCAUCGACCAAUUGUUACGACACGGUGCUGACAUUAAUUCGAGGGAUGCCAAAAGCGGUAGAUCCAUCUUACAUUACGCAGCAGACACCGGAAACAGAAUAUUGGUGGAAUAUUUGUUACAGCAUGAGCGACAGGAUAUUAACUCUGUGACGUAUGCAGGGAUGUCAGCAUUGGGUUUGGCCAAUGGUCGCGGCCUCUUUGAAAUUGUUGACAUUUUAAGGAAACAUGGCGCAUUCUGGGAAGAUGUGAUAGAUACGGAUUCUGAUUAAGAAAAGAGAGACGACAAACAAACACGGUCUGUCUAGCUAGGUGAGUGAAUGAAUGAAUGGUGUCAAACUAUGGUAAUGCAGACAAAUAAAGUGAUGAUCAACAUCAAUACAAAAAUUCAAGAUUUAAAUAAAAACAGUGUAAAGAACUGUGCAAAAACACAAAUAUCACAGAUAGAUACUGACUUUUACUCUAAAUUUCAAUUUUGUGCUGUAUUGGCCAUUCUCAAAGAGAAUGUUACACCCCUGCACCACGGUGAGGUUACAACACGCGCAGGGGAGCUAGGUGAGUGAUGCAAGUUGUUAUUGUUAGAUAUAUGUACGCGAUGAGGUGGAGCCUCAUCCCCAAGACGGUGAACAUGGUUCAGAGUUAUAUAUUUCCAUAAUGAACCAAUCUUAUGGCAUACAUGUACACAUAUUGUGCAUAAAUAUAACGUAGCAUCACUUAUUAUCGCAUUAUACAUAUACGUCUGAAAAGAAGCGUGGAUUUUCCAUCAUACAUGUGCAUAAUCUUGUUCUUAUUUUUAGUGUUCUACCAAAUUCCUUUAGUUUUGAAAUACUUGUCAUUGAUACUCGUUUGUAUUGGCCUAUUGUUUUUGUACAUUAUACUGUAAUCACCUAUUUUGAAAAUAGGAUGUCCUAGCAAGCCAUUUUUGUAGCUGUAAAUUUACCAACAUGAGAUUACUUACGUUAACAACACUUUAAGUGAUUGUUAGCAAAUUUGCAUAUAUGAUUUUGUAAAAUGGUAUGUUUUUAUUUUGUAAUAUGAACUGUUAAACUUU